Molecule: messenger RNA, 2108 nt
Organism: Melanaphis sacchari
Lineage: Eukaryota; Metazoa; Arthropoda; Insecta; Hemiptera; Aphididae
Exons: 3
Coding region: 207-1880 (557 amino acids)
Source: RefSeq, a predicted model, not a curated record
CGUUUCAGAAUGUCGGCACACAGUUAUUCACGAACUCAAUAACUACGCACACACGCGACGCGGCCUACUCGGAGCUUAACAGUACGUAUUUCUGUCGUACGAACGUUUAUUCAUCGGAUGCUGGCAAUCGUCUUGUCGUCGCUCAUCAACACCAAUCGGUCCACGAAACAUUCCGCGAAAUCGUUCCGUCAACUGUGGUCGUCGGCAUGAAGACGACCGUCGCACUAGCCAUCGCGCUGUCCCUGUGCGGAGUUCUUCCGUUCGUCGCACGUCCGGCAGUCGCUUUACCAAUAGCUGUAGAUGAACAAGACGCAACUACUAUCGCUACUAUCGAGGUUCCUACCACUAUCAAUCCUCAAGAGUCCACGGCCGAGAAUGUGGUCCAAACCACCGUUGAACCAGCAGUGAACACGACUGAAUAUGUCGAGAUCGUUGCUGAAUCUAUAUCUGAUACCACAACCGAAGUUGAGUUUCAAACCACGACUGAACUAGUAGUGGACACGACCGAAUAUGUCACUCCUGAUUCUGAUACCACUAUCAAAAAUGUAGUGCAGACCACCACUCCACCGUUGGAAGUACCCACUACUCUACCGUUGGAAGUACCCACCACUCCACCGUUGGAAGUACCCACCAAUAACACGGAAGUUAGUAUACCAACAACGAUACCAACAGAAGUAAUCAAGGAUAAGCUAAGCGAACAGAUCAGGAAAAUCCUAAAACACUACCAGGGACCUGACCCCGUUGGCUUUCCAGGCGCCCCGAUUCCUGAUCCACUAAGUAUACCCCCAAUGAACAAAGAUUUUGGUAUGGCAUUUAUGACAUUCAAAAACAUGACUGUACACGGACUUUCCAAGUUCAAAGUGGAACAAGUCAAUACGGAUUUAAAAAACAUGCGAGUGUACGUGCUAUUGAAAAUCAAACGGAUGUAUGUGCUGGGCAACUACACGCUGAGGUCAUGGCUGAGCCGACCAGCAGCUGGCCCGUUCAACGUGACGCUCAUCGACGUGGAAGCCGCCGCAGAGGCUGCACUUGAACCGGACGAAGAUGGCAUCCUGCAGGCCACUAACACAGAAAUGGACAUGCAGUUCAAGGACUGCGAGUUAGAUUUCAAAAAUCUCGGGUUCGGCGCUUCUAUGUUACAAGGCGUCAUCAGCACGAUGGGGUCGGUGCUGUUCGAGGGUAUCAAGCCGUUCAUCAUCAACGAGGUGAACACCAACCUGCGAGCGGACGUCAACGCCCAAGUGAAGGCUAUCACUAGCAAGCUGCCCAAGAUCACCGUGCCGGUACCGGACUUGGCGGUAGCCGAAGGUAGGGCAUACGUCCGGCGGAUGGGCUUCGACCCGUACCACAUGGUCGACAGACAUAUCAACGAGGGACCCCUCAACUUAACGAUCACCAAACUGACCGUAGCCGGGCUGUCCAACUUUCAGCGCGUGGGUGACAUUGGGCUGCAAGUCCGCGGCCCCGUGCUCCAGCUGGCCGUGCACGUCAUUACCGGCACGAUAAACGGGUCGCUGCAGUGGAGCUACCAGCUGGGCUUAACCAAGACAUUCGGCCGGGCGGGAGUAUCUAACUUCACCGUGGACCACAUCCAGGUCCGGGCGGUGGUCAACCAGACGCUGGACAUCCGCAACAAACCGGUGCUGGAGAAACUCGACAUCGAAGUUGGCAAGAUCGAGGUAAUCAUGGACCGGAAGGAGCCACUUGACUUCGUCGUUGAGGUCGCAGUCAACUCGUUGCCAUCGCUAUUGCGGCACAUUAUAGUCGACGCGCUCGAGGAGCCUAUCAAGAUGAAAGUGCAAACCAUACUGGACGACGUUAAGGUCGAGAAGCUGGUCGAGGACAGGCUGCCCGAACUCGACCGGUUGGCCGGCGAUUGAAUGCCUACCUCACUUCCACCACAUCUAUCCUUAUCAUCGCUCUUUUCUAAUCCACCUUUAUUAAAUUCUGGGCCACGAAUUUACAUAAAAUAUACAAAACAUAUCUUUUUGUAGGUAUACAUUAAUGUAACCAGUGCCGGCCGCUUCGACAAAUAUCUACAAUAUAUAUUAUAUAUAUUAUGAAUUAUCUCAUCGUAUAAUAUUAUACUUAAAAGUUAUAACCGAGGU